Schistocerca serialis cubense is the source of this 690-nucleotide messenger RNA. Its product is annotated as leukocyte elastase inhibitor-like. NCBI's taxonomy places the organism in Eukaryota, Metazoa, Arthropoda, Insecta, Orthoptera, Acrididae. Bases 1 to 690 code for a protein of 229 amino acids. The record is from RefSeq and is a predicted model, not a curated record. Gene Ontology annotation, molecular function: serine-type endopeptidase inhibitor activity. The transcript is spliced from 5 exons.
AUGGGUGACGCUCGCGCCGUAGCUGCUCUCGAUGCCAUAUCCCAUUCAAACACCGCCUUCUCUGUGGAUCUGUACAAGGUGCUGGGGAAUGAACCAGGGAAUCUGUUUUUCUCGCCCCUAAGCAUUCAAGUAGUUCUCGCUUUGGUAUAUUUCGGAGCAAAGGGCAACACAGCAAAGGAGUUACAGAGAGGUUUGCACCUGCCCAGCGACAAGAUGAUCACAGACAAUGGAAUUAAUGCCCUUAUGCACCGGCUAAAUGUCGAUCUCCAGAUAAAACCGGCGCCCUCGCCCAGAUGCAGUCAUGGCCACGACCUGGCUGUUGCCUUUCAGUUCAGUUCUGGCCCACUACUUCGGGGCCGCUUCGCGUAUCCUUCCGACUCGCUCGGGAUGGGUUCCAUGUUCGAUGCGGGCGGAGCGAACUUGUCUGGCAUUGGUGAUCGACACCUUUUAGUAAGCAAGGUCAUACACAAAGCUUUCAUAGAGGUCAAUGAGAGAGGUACCGAAGCAGCAGCCGCAACAAGGAUGAAGAAUGCAAAGUUUAUUCCUGAUGUUUCAGUUCUCGUAGGAGGUGGUCUCGGUGGUUUCCCACCCAUCGUCUUCAAGGCUGACCACCCCUACACGUUCUUCAUAGUGGAUGACUUCACCAAGACGGUCCUUUUCGCCGGACGACUAGCAUCACCUUCUAUGUAA